Molecule: messenger RNA, 1290 nt
Organism: Cyclocybe aegerita
Lineage: Eukaryota; Fungi; Basidiomycota; Agaricomycetes; Agaricales; Hemipholiotaceae
Source: the annotation of a GenBank genome assembly
AUGGCGGUGAGUGGCGCCGCUACCACUGGCAACAUGUUCUUCGCCGACUCAAUCGUGUUUCCGCAGAAUGAGCUCUCUCCGUCCGCACAAGUUCUCAGGGCAUAUCAGCGACUCUCACACUCAGAACUUGUCCUUUUUCUGAAAGUUCGUAACCUACCGACCUCAGGGAGUGAUGCAGAAUUGGCUUCACGUCUGUCAAAUCAUGACUUGCACACCUACCACUUUCCAAGCACCAGCAGCCCCGACCACCCAUCCUCAUCCUCAUCUUCACCCACUUUGACGUCGAAACGACAGACAAUGACCCCCGACCUGCCUGUCGAAGUCCUCGCCGAUAUCAUGGACCAUGUAGGCGACUGGGAGCUUGCCAAAGCAGUCGGCGUACCGACGUCAUUGCCGCAACCCUCGGAAUGGGUGCGUGCAACGUGUACCGACCAAGCCGUCCUUACGGGUCAAAUAUCCGCCAUCCUCAAAGCCUCACCAUCCGCCGAAAACCCAUUGACGAAGACUGGAGCCAUUACAGCUAUCCGCUUCGGCUACGUCAACAUUCUCGAAUAUUUCCUAUCCCAACACCAUAAAAUGUUUCUUGAAGCCUUCAGCGACGAUCUUAUCCCCAUAAAAGCAUCUCGACAUGGACGAUUGAACGUCCUGUCCUGGUGGAAGCAUGGCUUCGAGCAACAUCCGGAUCUCGUGCCCCCGCCGAAACCAGGAUCGAUAGCAGAAGCUGUUGAUCGCGCCUCGAGGAACGGGCAGGUCGAAUCCUUGGAAUGGUGGAGACAUUGGGGUCGGCCGUUCGAAUACACAGAGGCCGCACUCGAAUACGCUAGUGCCAAAAACCAGAUCAGCGUUUUGGAUUGGUGGAAACGGCAACACAGGGCGACGGGUCUCCCAUUGAAGAUCGGGCGGGCGAUGGACAUGGCGAGCACGGCAGGGAACGUGGAGGCUCUCGAGUGGUGGGCUCGGUCGCAGCUGGAUGCCAAAUACGACCGGCAUGCUCUGCAGCAUGCGAGCUGUCAUGGGAAGGUCGAAGUUUUAGAGUGGUGGCUAGGCAGUGGUCUACCACUCAUGUUCGACCAGGAGGCACUCACUGGUGCCACCAGGCAUAACCGACCAGAGGUCCUGGAGUGGUGGGAUCGGUCGGGGUUGUCCAUCCAGUACCGGAUGUGCGACAUCGAGGAAGCGUUGGAGGAGUCUAUCAUCCCUGGCGACGAGGCGAGGAAUUGGUGGAAGCGGAAAGGGGUGGACUUCAACGCGAAUGAUAAGGAAUGGAUGAAACUGCAAAGCCUAAAUUGA